Molecule: messenger RNA, 11260 nt
Organism: Acinonyx jubatus (cheetah)
Lineage: Eukaryota; Metazoa; Chordata; Mammalia; Carnivora; Felidae
Gene: MED27
Product: mediator complex subunit 27
Exons: 9
Coding region: 44-1162 (372 amino acids)
Biological process (GO): regulation of transcription by RNA polymerase II
Cellular component (GO): mediator complex
Molecular function (GO): transcription coactivator activity
Source: RefSeq, a predicted model, not a curated record
CUCACGAAGCCGGCUUUGGAGAGCCCGCUGCGGCGGCGGCAACAUGGCGGACGUGCUAAGUGUCGGAGUGAACCUGGAGGCCUUUGCUCAGGCCAUCAGUGCCAUCCAGGCGUUGCGUUCCAGCGUGAGCAGGGUGUUCGACUGCCUGAAGGAUGGCAUGCGGAACAAGGAGACGCUGGAGGGCCGGGAGAAGGCCUUCAUUGCGCACUUCCAGGACAACUUGCAUUCGGUCAACCGGGACCUCAAUGAGCUGGAGCGUCUGAGCAAUUUGGUAGGCAAGCCAUCUGAGAACCAUCCUCUCCAUAACAGUGGGCUGUUAAGCCUGGAUCCUGUGCAGGACAAAACUCCUCUCUAUAGCCAACUCCUUCAAGCAUAUAAAUGGUCAAACAAGUUGCAGUACCACGCGGGCCUGGCGUCUGGCCUUUUGAACCAGCAGUCGCUGAAACGUUCUGCUAACCAGAUGGGGGUGUCCGCCAAGCGCAGACCAAAGGCCCAGCCCACCACGCUCGUCCUGCCGCCUCAGUAUGUUGAUGAUGUGAUCAGCCGCAUCGACAGGAUGUUUCCUGAAAUGUCCAUCCACUUAUCCAGGCCCAAUGGAACAUCAGCAAUGCUUCUGGUGACCUUGGGAAAGGUGUUGAAAGUGAUUGUCGUCAUGCGGAGCCUGUUCAUUGAUCGAACAAUAGUUAAGGGAUAUAAUGAAAAUGUCUACACGGAAGAUGGCAAGCUUGAUAUAUGGUCCAAAUCCAACUAUCAAGUUUUCCAGAAGGUGACAGACCACGCCACCACCGCCCUGCUCCACUAUCAGCUGCCCCAGAUGCCAGACGUCGUGGUCAGAUCCUUCAUGGUUGGCCGCUCCCUGUCAUUCGUGCUGGAAGAGACAAACCUUAGAGUUCACGAGCACAUCCAGCAAAGGCUAAGUUGCUCUAGUGCAGAGGCCCCAAAAUACAGUGGCUUAAAGAACGUAGACCCUUCUCGGGGGCGCCUGGGUGGCUCAGUCGGUGAGGCGUCCGACUUCGGCUCAGGUCAUGAUCUCGCGGUUCGUGGGUUCGAGCCCCACGUCGGGCUCUGUGCUGACAGCUUGGCGCCUGCUUCUGAUUCUGUGUCUCCCUCCCUCUCUGCCCCUCCCCCACUCACGCUCUGUCUCCCUCUGUCUCAAAAAUAAAAAUAACCAUUAAAAACAAAAAAUUUGAAAAAAAUGGGGACACUCCUCUUGCCCUGAACCCCCAAGGGGAGGCGGUUCCGAUUAAAGGACUGUUCCGCUGGGUGCAGCCACUCAGCGAUCCUGUUCCUCCUACCCUGUCGCCCUACCGCCUGGCCUAGGACGCGGUCUGCAUGGUGGCAGCUGGGCCACUGGCCCCGUCCAAGUUCACUACAAGGGAAGGAUACGUGGCAACACGUGCCCGCUGUUGUAAGACCCAGACCCAGCACUGGCACGUGUCAUUUCCGCUUGAACUUCAUUAGUAAGAACUCAGUCACAUGGCAGACCCAGCUGCAAGGGCCCCUGGGAAACGUGGUCUCUAACUGGGCGGCCGUGGGUCCGGCAGAAACUCUCUCUGAAGGGAAGCAAGCCUGUUCUGGUGGAUGGUCAGCAGCCUGUCCCGAACCUCUUCCUGCCUUGGGAGUGACACUGCCCUCGGGGUCCCGUUUGUUUUAUUUGCUUUGUCCUGAGUUUUGGGUUGCGAUGGCCUUCCAGUGUCCGAUGGCCACAGCUUAGACCAUGAGUCUCCUGCUGGCCUCCUGUAGCUUUUUAUUUUACAGUAAUUGUACGUUCAGGGGAAGUUGCAAAGAUCUGUCCGGAAGGCCCGUGUGCCCUUCGCCAGCCGCCCCCCACCCCCUCCCCGGUGUUCACAUCUACAGUAGCUGACGUUGGUGCAGUGCCCAGAGUUCAUCCAGACGUCACCAGCUCCACACGCGCUGUGUGUGUCUGUGUGUAGCCCUCUGCCCUGGUGCCACUUUGUGGAACCACUGCCACGGUCCAGACCCCCUCGUCCUACCCCUUUCUAGCCAUGCACGCCUCCUCUCCCCAUCCCUGUCCCCAGGCAGCCACCGAUCCGUUCCCCAUCUCCGUGACCGUCUUUGUCACCUGGCGUCACAUGCCUGGAAUCACGCACCGCGUCUCCUCCUGAGGUUGCCUUUUGUCGCUCAGCCUCGUCUCCUUGUGGCUCACCCAGGUCAUUGUGCAUAUCAGCCAACCACUCUUCUUCAUCGCUAAGGAAUAUGCCGUGCCGUGUGUCACCACACCUCGACCGUUUAUCCACGCGGGGACGUUGGGAGCCUCCGGCUUGCAGCUCUUCGGGGUAAAGCUGCCGGGAGCAUUGUGCGCAUGUGUCUGCGUGGAAGUGGACGCCCGUGAGGACGAUCGCUGGGCCGCCCCGUAAGUCCGUUUUCAGCUCUAAAGGAACUGCCAAACCAUCUUCCAGAGUGGCUGUGCCACUUGACUUCCCCGCCAGCCGUCUGAGGGAUCCGGCUUCUCCACAUCACCACCGGCGUCUGGCGUCGGCGCCACUUCCUGUUUUAGCCACUGGACAGGUGUGUGAGGCACCAGCUCAGUGUGCUUUUUAUUUGCAAACCUCCCCCCUGGCCCCCCACCCCCAAAUAGCUAACGCUGCUGAGGAGCCGGUCGUGGGCCUGUUUAUUUACCAUGUGUGUGUAUCAGCCCAGGUGAAAGGUCUGUGCAUGUGUUUUGCCCAUUUUCCACUUGGAUGAUCUUUUACUGUUGAGCGUUGGGAGUUCCUCUUACAUUCUAGGUGCGGAUCCUGUGUCGGUCAUAUGACGUGCACCUAUUUUCUCCCGGGCUGUAGCUUGCCUUUCAUCCUCUUAAGGGGAUCUUUCACAGAGCACACAUACUCACUUCUUAUGAGGUCCCGUUUGUCCGUUUUUUCCACUUACGCAUCAUGCCUUUGGUGUCAAGUCUAACCUGUUUGGGUUUUAGGGGACCAGCAUUCUGCCGUUCGGAACCUUGUUUCCGCCUCUGUGUCCCACCCCACUCCUCCUCUUCUUUCUCCUCCUUCUCCCUCUCACUCUCCCUCCGUCUUGACUUACAGCCCCGUGUAGAUCUCCGAUCUUGAUCUUGGCAGUGAUCUUGAUCUCCGAUCUUGGCAGCGACCUUAGCUGCCUUUUGUUUCAGCCUGUGCACUUGAUGGGCCGUCAGAGCGUCCAAGGCCUGGAGACCCGUCCUCACUCACCCGGCAGGUGAGCGACGGCGAGGACCACAGCCAAGCAGCCCUCAGCCUACGCUUUUCCACUUCCCCGACACUUCUUGGGACACCACUUGGCCUACCGUGUCAGGGUGAAAUAGAUCCCGCUGGGGCACAGGUUAUGAAAGCGUUGGCAGUGACAGCCCAGUAGCAGUGCUCGGGGAAGCGUCUCUGUCAGGAGCAGUCUGACACCAGGGGAGCUCCGGCCCUCCCUGUCCCGGAAGACAGGCGGUUCGUGCCUGUGGUCGGAUGCGUGGCAGUGUGCCGAGUCCUGACGCUUAAGCAAGCGUGUGUGAGGCGACUGGAGGGAAUCCGGGAGGGCUUCCUGGGGGAGAUUCCCCACACACAGCUCCCAGCCUCUUGGAUCGCCAGGCCACCCAGAGAGCCCACACUGACGGCUGUGCCUUGGGAGGGGAAAGGAGGGCAUAGGGUCUGUUGGAUGUGGAAGCCGUUUAAACCAGCUGACUUCCCCCCUUCCCCUCCUGCCCUCAGCGCCUGCUCCAGGACCCCAGGGAGGGGUGGAGCACCAGCCCACGGACUGCAGUGGGCCCGCGCUCAAGACAGGGGCUGUCCUCACCCGUCACCUGGGCCUCAUGCUUCCUGUCACCUUCCUCUGGGAGGAUACCAUCCUCAAACAUGGAAGGGGCGGGGGGCCCGGGGCCUGGAGUGGAAAGAGCCUCCAGAACAGGAUCCUUUCCCUCCUGGGAGCGCCAGCGAGUUCCCCGUCCCCGGCCUCUGGAUUGUUCUUCUCAGCCCAGACAUUCUUCCUCCCGAAAGCCACACGGCGCUCGCACAUGCUCGCGCGCUUUCUUCCCGAUCGCUAAGCCGAUGCCCGUCCAAACCAUCUCCUGCCCCAGAGCACCCGACAGACCACAUUUCCCGGCCCCCCUGUGUCUAAGCAGGGCUGCGGGGUGUGCACCCCAGUUUUGUGUCCCUUUCAGAGGUGGCCAAAAGAAGGCCUGCGUUUGCCCUGCUCUCUCUGCCUUUUCUGAGGCAGCAUCGGAAGUGACACGCGGCGACGGAACAAGAUGGAAAGAUCCCGGAUCCCCGGGUCCGGACCCACAGAAGAGCUGGCUGCCCGGGUGAGCCUCCCCACCAGGAGCCCCCGCGGUGGGUUUUGUGUGAGCGAAGUAAACGUUCAAACCUUUUAUUCUGGCAAAUCACCGAGAUUUAGGUUUGUUUUUUUCUCAAAUAACUGCCGGAGUCGUUUACCCCACACAUCAUGUAAAUACCCUGGAAACGGGCCACAGAUAGGAAGUGUUCGAUAGGUGGCAAAGAUUACCGUGUCUACGGCUACCGUAUUUGUUAGCUUGAGUCCAAAUCGUCUUCCGCUUCGAUUUGAAGGGGACCACGGAAAAUGUCACCCGGGCUUGCUCCCUUCAGCCUCCGGGGAGAGUCACCCGACGGGGCAGGCGUCCCCUGACCGCUCGCUGUGGGAGUGAUCCCCAUCCCUUCCCGCCCCCUUCCUCGUUUCUUCCGAGCAGCCCUCGCGUUGGACGCCGUCAGCCGCGCCCUCUUGACACCCACGAGAGUGUCGGCUCCCAGAAGGCAGGGACUGCGUCUGUCCGGGGCACUGGUCUGUCCCCUCGCACAGCGCGGGCACUCAGUAACCUUUGCCAGAUGUUGAUGAGAGAAAGAAAGCCGGGCUCGGGUUUCUGCUCUGCCCCUAGACAGGCGACCGUGGGCCAGUUACGUGGUCCGCAUGAGCCUGGAUUCAUCUGGGAAUCGGGCCAGUAGUUUGGCCGUGCAGGCGCGCGAGUCCUGCGAAGGACCACACCAGGUAUUUAUUGUGCGCCUACUGCAUACUGGUGCUUGUCGCCAGGAUACGGUUCGCACGUCGAAUGGGAGAGGGCCAGACGGCGCAGGCAGCCUUGUCAGUGACUCCAGUGCAGGCACGAGCGUGGAUGCUGGGGGGCAUAGUCGUCCGUGGGGGGCCUGUUCUGUCUCCUGCCUCUCUGACCCCCUCCCGUCUCUCGUUCCCACAAAGAUGAGAUUCCGAGAAGAAUCCAGAGAUUUGAUGGCAAUGCCGUGGGGUGGCCUGCCCUCUGCAGACACUGCGGAACGGCCUCAGCGGUACGUCGGGACCUUCUCGUAAUCUUCAGCACGAGAGAUGUAAAACCCCGUCUCAGGAGUGGAAGUGUUCUGAAGAGAAUGUCAGGCUCACAGGACACCGCCCCAUUUCCCAGUCCUAUCUGCGUUUCUGCGAAUAUGCCGCACCUCCCUGCCUUGAUUAGGACGGGGCCCCUCUUUUGCCAUGGCCUUUUGAUAUUUGACUUUGCACUCGAUGCCCCUAAAGCUAAUAGGCGCUGGCCUUUCAUUUCCAAAGGGUAGUUGGUCAAAUUAAUGAUCGCCAAAAGGCCAUAGUUAAUUUGCUGUCCUUCCUGUUUCUUUCCAUUAGUUUGCAAACCGGCAAAGUUCAGGAAAACUUGGGAGCAUAAAAGAGUAGGGAGCUAAUGAGGAAGCCGGCGGGUAGUUCUAGACUUUUCCAAAGACUUGGGGGCCAUAGCCAAGGGAUGGUCGUGAGAUUAGCGAGAGAAACCAGCUCCCCACGCGGCCGAGUCCUGGCCGUGGGCCCGCAGAGCCCCGGACAGCCUUUGAGUGGGUGCGUGUGUGACGCCGUGUAACUUGUCUUCAGCCCUCCGUGAGGGAUCCCAGGCCACGCCCUCUGCCUCAGCUCCAAGGCACCUUGCUCUUUCCGCAGGGGGAAGGGCUGAGGGCUCCGGGGAACGAGAGCACCCCUGCCUCCUUUCUCAGAAUAUAAAUACCGAUGAUCUGAACCUAGCUUGUAGUCGUCCAGAGCAAAGGGCUUUCACUAGCAUUUCCAGCUAAGCUGCAAAACACAUCGAACCGCUCCUCGAGGCAGAGAGGCCGGGGGUUCUGCAGCCUGAUGCCUCGGUGCCCCAAGGCCGCCAGGCACGUGUCAGCCAUGCCAUCCCGCCACGAGCCGUGUCUGUGAACGGCACGCGCCCCGCGGGAGCACAUGAUGACAAGAAUCCAGACACCUUGGUGGCGUCACCCUUCUUGGGAUAAAAUGAACGUCACCCUGCCCCUGGAGAACGACCCCUCACCCCCUCCUCAGUCCACGUGCUUCAGUUAGAGCCCUGGCCAUUCUUAGCCCCAGGCCCGCCCCUCCACACACAGACACACCCUUGUCCGUGCUGAACACCAUGCCAGUGGGCAAAGAACCAUUUAAAGGGCCCCGAUCCAUCUUCUAGAUCAGGCGACGAAGGACGAACUCGGAACCGAACGGCAGUAAGCUGGUGGCUGGCAAAAGGAGGCACCGUGUUAAGUGCCUCUGAGGUAUUGCAAAGGAUCAUCCGUUCCCAGCCUGGGCUUGAUCUUUGCCCGGAGGCCAGUUUUUCCAUUGGAGAUUCCUUUGCCAUCUGGAGAAGCCGGGAAUGAGAAAACAGUUUUAUUUUCAAACCCGGCAAGUUACGGCUCUUUUGCAUUUUCCUUUCAAUUAAAAACGGAAAAGUUUCCUUUUUAACCCAUCGUGCCUCUUGCGUCUUGCCGUGGACAGCUGGAAGAAACGAAGCACCGGGCCUCGACGUCUCCCUCGGGGGGGCACGCGCGUCCUGGGGCAGAUGCCCUGGUUUCUGCUUUAUCACACUCCACUGCUGCACACUGACCAGCGCCACGUUCACGACAGGCUCCCCUACCCCCUCCUCCCGGGAACCUUUCCCUCGCUCCCCUUUAAGCCCUCUCCAGAGGCUCCCUUGGGCCUUGGUUUCCCCCCCCCCCCCCCCCGCCUUGGGCCUCUCCACCACAUGGAGCUGGGCCCCGAGCAUCAACGUCCGAAGAAAACCGUGUGGACACUGUAUCGUCUUUUCUACGCUAGCCUGGGAAAUUAUAUAGCAUCGCUUCAGUCAGCCUGUCACUAAGGGUGGCCCAGAUUCAAGGGAGGGGACCCAGACCCUGCUCUGAUUCAGAGGGGUGUCAAAAAUGUGUGAGCCUGUCUGAAAGCCCAGACAGGGCCCCCCCUCCCCCCCACCCGCGGUCUCUUUUCCUCUUCAGUGCCGUGGGAUACUUAGCUGCCAUCUUGGACCAUGGAGCGGUCUUGGGAAUGGAGGCCCUUAGAUCAGGAAGGGGGCUUGGGAAUGGAGUCCACACGUGCAGAACAAGGUAGAACAGGCUCGAUGCCUGAUGGGCUCCACGCCGGCCCUGUCUGCCCACCUCCGGGCUCAGCGAACGAGAAGAGUAAACUGUGUUGCUGAAGCUGCUGUUACCUUGUCUCUGUCGCUUACGGCCUAACCCUGUCCUAACUAACACGCCCCUGUCCCUGGCUUUCUUGGCCCUUAACACACCGGACAUGCUCUGUUUACUCCUGCGAGUAUUGGAUCAAUCUGUCUGUUACCCCCAGUAGGUUUUAAGCACAUAGUAGGUGCUGUUCCGAACCUAAGCUUUUUUGAUGGCUUGCUUCAUGGUUAGCUGAGGGUUAAGGGGAUUAACGGAAAACCUUUCCGCGGGCUGUGGAGCCCAGGGUCCAGACUGAGGACCUUGCCGAGCGGUACACACAGUGUGACUAAAAUAGCGGGGCUCUGAGGGCGAGCCGGAUUGGUGAUUACUUAGAUGCGGCCAGGGUACGUUUUUGUUUGCUGUCUGGAUAAAGGUUAGCGUUUUUACACUUUGUAGCACGAAUAGCAUCAUGACUUAAAUGCCACGAUUUACAUGACUCAGUCCAUGUACUUUUAACAUUCUGUCAUGUUCCAUUUUGCCCCUUCCAGGGCGGUUCACGCGCCCCUUUCGUCAGCCUCCCCUCCCCUGAGUGCACUCAGGUCAGUGUCUUGUGUUGACUGGAGACAUUGUUUCCAUUUGAAUGUGUUCUGACUCAGGACGUGCCAGAGCCCCCUGCCUUCCCAACAGCCACACUUCCAUUCUUCCUUCUCAUAGCGCUCCCCCUAAGAGCCUGGGAUAAAGACUUCCCGUCCCAGCUCCUUUGCUUUGCAAAUCGGAGUGACCGUUGACGUGUGACUCUAGUUACGUAUAACUGCCAGGAGGGGUUCCUAAGGGGAUGGCGAGAGGUGGGAGGGCGUUUCGGCCCCGUCCUCCUUCCUCCCGGCUGAAGCGUGGACGUGAUGGCUGGCACGCAGGCAGCCGUCACGGACCACGAGGUAGAAGCCACGUGCUGGGGAUGGCAGAACAGCAAGAUAGAGGGCGUCUGGCUCUCUGGCAACUUUGGCAUUCCCUCCCCGGUCGUCCUUUAUGUGGGCGACAGCUAGGCCAUCUCGUCUAAGCCGUCAUUGUUCUGGCCCCCGCAUCACGGCUGAAUUUGACCCAAAUGGAUCCAAGGAUGGCCGGCGGAAGCUGGCUUUUUUACACAGUCCUCAGUCUGAGCUGGUUUUCCUGUGUCUUUCUCACCUUCCCCAGGAGCUAAUUGAGAGUUCCAGUUAAUUGCCUUUUUUUGUUCCUGGACGUGGUGUUAGUCACAGGCGCACGGAAGGCCCAGCCCGUGCUGAGAGCUCUCCUCCUCCUGUGUCAUGUUGGCUGCUGGCCCCAAGAUCAUUAGCACCCCGAUUCCAUCAGCGUCUCCCGAGACCCGCACGAUUUUGGCGUCUGCUUGGUGUUUCACACCCGCUGAAGGUUACUGAAUCCAUCUUUAGUCAGGAAAAGCGAUUUAAUGAGCGCGUUUCUGCCUCAUGACGAGAAAGGAGCUGAGCGCGUGCGCGCCCAGCUGCAGUCAGCCCGGUGGCUGCCCGUGGCCUCUGUGCCGAUUUAAUUUCUUGGCUGGCGUUGGGCAAAUAGAGCAGGCCGGCUUUCUCUGUGCUCCUCCCAGGCCCCCCCCCACGCCCCGGCCCCUCAUGCAUUUUUCAUCUCAGCUCCCCACUCCCUCUGCCCUGCGAACAGUAUCGAUCGGCUGAUUAAGCCAUCAAGUCACAGCAAACAGCUCUCCUUCUCUAACUCCAGGGCCUUGCUCCUUCCUUCCCUGCGCCGUGUGCCUCCUGUGCACGGUACAACGUAUCGGGCAGGUGUUUCCACGGACCUCGGCAUCCCCCGCCCUUGUGGUGUGGGGGUAAUCAGCAGAUGAACUUACCAGAAACCGGGCCCUCGACACCUGUCACCGAAAUGGAAUACUUGGAGGCUGUAUUUUGAAAUCAAGCAUCUACAGAUCCCCUCUGAUGACUGAGGACCUAUUUAAAACGAAAUAGGUGGCUCAGUCGGUUAAGCAUCCAACUCUUGGUUUCGGUUCAGGUCAUGAUCUCACGGUUUAUGAGUUCAAGCCCUGCGUUGGGCUCUGAGCUGACAGCGCAGAGCCUGCUUGGGAUUCUCUUUCUCCCUCUGUCUCUCUGCCCCUUCCCCCCUUCCCCAGUCACGUUCUCUCUCUCUCUCUCUCUCUCUCAAAAUAAACUUAAAAAAAUAUAUAUUUUACAACUAAAUUCAGUAUUAGUUGUCAUCGCUGUGUAACAAAUUGCCCCAAAGCUUAGUGGCUUAAGGAACAAACCUUGAAUACAUCACAGCUUCUGCAGGUCAGGGAUUCAGGAGUGUCUUUGCUGCAUUGCUCUGCCUCAGAGUCUCUGGAAGUUUCCAUCAGAAUGGCAGGGACAGUCCCCAGAAGGCCUGACUGGGGCUGGGGGAUACGAUUCCUCACUCGCCCACACGGCUGUCAGCAGGAGGUCCCCCUUCCUCGCCAGCGGGCGCCUCCGCUAUGCUUCUGGAGUGUCCUGCUGGCGUGGCCUCCCCCCCCCCCCCACCCCCCCGGCGAGGGGUCCGGGAGAGCAAGCAGGACCCCACAGCGGGUGCUGCAAACCUGGCAUAACCUAGUGUCCCUGCCUGACACCUGCCAGCCUCCUCAGUCACCUCCUCCUUCAAACACUGUGCUCCUCUUGGCGUCUGCCCAACCCUCCCGGGUUCCUCCAGGGCGCAGCUGUCUCCCAGCCUGGCUCUCCUUCCCCACCUUGAGCUGCGGGUGAAUCCUGCCCUCUCCCUUCCCCAGCUCACGUGGGAGAGGGCGUCUCCCCUCUCAGAGCACCCCGCCUACCCGUGCAGUGCCCUGCAGCGUGGUCCUGUGCUCCCCGUGUGCGGAAAGGCGGGGACCGUCGCCCGUGCGUCCGCAGCCCCUCUUCCGGGUCUGGCCUCUAGUGGGUGCGUCCUGCCCGAAUGAGGGAGCCCUGAGUUCACCUCUUGCUCAGGCCUCAGGGGCCACCCUGUAAAAUCUACCAGUGUGUUCCUUCGCUCCUGGGUGGCUGGGAGCAGGAGAGGGAAACUGGUGCCGGGUGUGGGGGGAUUCGCACCCCAGGACGAGGGGCUUGUCCCCAGCUCCCUGGCGGGGCCCCGUGUCCCCGCCUGGAUCCAGGACGGAACAGGGGGCCACCUCUGCUGCCGGAGGGGUUGGUCUCGGUGGUUUCUGUGGCUCCACACCCCAAGGACGGCACAGCACGGCUGCCCGCUUCCCGGAGGCCCUUCUGCAAGUCCGCGCUAAGGAAGGGAGCGCCUUUUCUGGAAGCAGAGGCAGAGAGAGGGCCGCCCCUGCAUUCACGCACCCUCACUGUGUUUCCUCCGGGCAGCCCAGCAUAUCCUGGGCUGCGCACCUUUUCCUGAAAGGGAAACCCAGAGACGGAAAAGCCUCACCGUUGAUCUGUCCCCCCCACCCACCCACACACACACCGAUGGUUCCCCCACGAUUGCAUCUGUCUGCAGCUCACCUUCCCCCAAGUGCGGCCCGAGCCAUCCCUGCCCUCCAGCUCCCGGAGGAGCCACUGAUGGUUCUCUGACCGUCGCCAAGCAAGAUCCUUUCACAGCCAAUUUCAAGGGGUUAAUGGGAGGAUGGAGUGGAACUUAUUUACAACACCGACUCCUCUUAGAAUAGCUCUCACCAGGCAUUUCGCGGCAAAGUUCUUCGAUUUCCCACCCAUGUCCUUUCCCACCAUUACUAAAUACCAAGAGAUAUUCUGGUCCGUGUUCCCACUCUCCCCAGCCCUGAUUCAUGCAGCUGUAUGUGCUGGGGAGUAGGAGACGUCAUCACCCUGCCACCCGUGAACUUGGAUGGGCGGUGACACCGACAAGGGCGUCAGGAAAGAAGCUGGCAUUUCAGCUCAGAACAACUUGCCUCUCCAAACAUCACCAGU